Molecule: messenger RNA, 720 nt
Organism: Oryza sativa Japonica Group (Japanese rice)
Lineage: Eukaryota; Viridiplantae; Streptophyta; Magnoliopsida; Poales; Poaceae
Product: subtilisin-like protease SBT1.4
Biological process (GO): proteolysis
Molecular function (GO): serine-type endopeptidase activity
Source: RefSeq, a predicted model, not a curated record
UGACAUCCACCCAGGAGUGACGGUCUCUUACACUGACGCCAGAGAGAUCUAUUCCUACCUGCGGUCGACGACGAGACCGGUUGCAAGAAUCGAGUUCCGUGGCACCAUGAAUCCAUGAUCAGCCAAUCGCCAUCUGCUCCGAGGGUCGCUUCCUUCUCGAGCCGUGGGCCAAACCGCAUCGCGGCUGAGAUCCUCAAGCCGGAUAUGAUAGCACCCGGUGUCGACAUCCUCGCGGCAUGGUCGGGAGAAAACCCGCCAAGCUCCAUCAGAGUCGACGACAGGCGCGUCGAGUUUAGCAUCAUCUAUGGCACGUCCAUGGCUGGCGUCGCCGCCAUGCUCAAGGUGGCACGACCAAGCUGGAGCCCGGCGGCGAUCAAGUCGGCCCUGAUGACGACAGCCUACAACGUGGACAACGGUGGCAACACCAUCAAGUUCAUGUCCACGGGCCAACCGGCCGGGCCGUUCGAGCUCGGCUCCGGCCAUGUCGACCCCAAUAACCGCGCUCUCGACCCUGGCCUUGUGUACGACGCCACCGCCGACGACUACAUCACCUUCCUCUGCAGCCUCGGCUACACGCGCAGGCAGAUCUCGCUCUUCACGAACGACGGCUCGGUGACCGACUACUCGGCCCGGCCGCAGAGGCGCGUGCGCGACCUCAACUACCCGGCAUUCUCGUUCGAGUUUAUUUCGGUGGCCGGCUCACGCAGCGCCGCAGCGUGA